This is a messenger RNA of Nanorana parkeri, 1112 nucleotides long. It is a transcript of the gene CD2BP2, whose product is annotated as CD2 cytoplasmic tail binding protein 2. The record is from RefSeq and is a predicted model, not a curated record. The transcript has 7 exons. Gene Ontology annotation, cellular component: U5 snRNP. The coding region runs from base 97 to 1086 and encodes 329 amino acids. Gene Ontology annotation, molecular function: protein binding. Lineage: Eukaryota; Metazoa; Chordata; Amphibia; Anura; Dicroglossidae.
ACUACAGAAGGAGCGUGCAGAAGCCGCGCCCCUUCCAUUAAAAGUGACGUCAUCAGUGUGAGACGAGCACCGAGGAACGGAGGAAACCGGGAGAAGAUGAAGAGGAGAGUGACUUUCCAGGAGGAGGAGGUGGAGACCGAGGAAGGGCGGAGCGCCGCUAAGAGGACGUUCCCGGAGACGGUGGGGGGUCCCGGCAGUCGAUUUAAGGAGAAGCAUUCUCUGGACAGUGAUGAGGAAGAUGAUGGAGACGACGUCACCGGAGGUUCAGACAAAUACAACAUGUUGGCCCCGGAGGACGUGGAAGGUCAGGAGAACGCCACCCUGGAUUCAGAGGGGGGAGUGCAGAUCACACCCUUCAACCUGAACGAAGAGAUGGAGGAGGGGCACUUCGACUCUGAGGGGAACUACUUCCUGAAUAAGGAGGCCCAGAUUCGAGACCAUUGGCUGGAUAACAUUGACUGGGUUCGGGUUAAGGAGCGCACGGCAUCCCCUUCUGUCCCUGCGGGGGAUGAUGGGGGUUCAGACACCGAUGAGGGCCGGGCUCCACUGGAUAUGAAGACAUUGUUAGAGGAGAUCUUGAAGUUGUUGUUGCCGGGGGAAACCGUGGCGAAGGGCAUCCAGCGUUUAGGAGGAGGGGGAGGAGGAAAGAGAUCCAGAGUGCAGAGACAAGAGGAGGAGAAGAAGGAGGCGGAGGAGAAGAAGGCGGAGCCUCUGGAUCAGCUUAUCUCUUUUGCUGACCAGAUGGUGGCCCUUGGAGUCUAUGAGGUGUAUCAGGAUACAUGUGAGAAGCUGGCCUACCGACUGCGAGGACUCACGGCUCCACCCUCGUUGGACAUGUUUGCUGAUGAGGUGGACGAGGAGAAGCUGGAGAAGAAGGAAGAGUCGCCAGGUAUGGAGGAGGUUCUAUGGGAGUACAGAUGGGAGAACAAGGACAAGGCCGAGCUGUACGGACCCUUCACCAGCCCACAGAUGCAGGAAUGGGUGGACCAGGGAUACUUCCCCAAUGGAGUCUACUGCCGGCGGGUCAACAGCACUGGUGAUCAGUUCUACAACUCGCAGAGAGUAGACUUCGACCUGUACGUGUGAAGAGUCCUCCGCGUUCAGGGGCCCCC